Messenger RNA from Propithecus coquereli (Coquerel's sifaka), 2275 nucleotides. It is a transcript of the gene TMEM230, whose product is annotated as transmembrane protein 230. Gene Ontology annotation, cellular component: synaptic vesicle; endomembrane system. The record is from RefSeq and is a predicted model, not a curated record. Gene Ontology annotation, biological process: synaptic vesicle transport. The transcript has 4 exons. NCBI's taxonomy places the organism in Eukaryota, Metazoa, Chordata, Mammalia, Primates, Indriidae. The coding region runs from base 161 to 523 and encodes 120 amino acids.
CGCGCCACUUCCGGCGCUCUAGUCCGUGCUUGGGUGGACUGUGUGGCAGUUAGGUGGGCCGUGCCAUGCAGCCUCGGGCUCCUCCGCUGCCAAGCGUGGGCGAGCUCUCGGCUCGCGGGGCACUGGCGCGGCGCUCUGACUAUAGCUGUGUCAGUGUGUUAUGAUGCCUUCUCGUACUAACCUGGCUACUGGAAUCCCCAGCAGUAAAGUGAAAUACUCAAGGCUUUCCAGCACAGACGAUGGCUACAUUGACCUUCAGUUUAAGAAAAGCCCUCCUAAGAUUCCUUAUAAGGCCAUUGCACUUGCCACUGUGCUAUUUUUGAUUGGCGCCUUUCUCAUCAUCAUAGGCUCUCUCCUGCUGUCGGGCUACAUCAGCAAAGGGGGGGCAGACCGAGCUGUUCCAGUCCUGAUCAUUGGCAUUCUGGUGUUCCUUCCUGGAUUUUACCACCUGCGCAUUGCCUACUAUGCAUCCAAAGGCUACCGGGGUUACUCCUAUGAUGACAUUCCAGACUUUGAUGACUAGCACCCACCCCAGCCCUGAGGAGAGAAGUCACAAUGGACUACACCUAGCUUUGAGAUACUGAGCAAAAAGUGUGGCUAAGGGCUAAGGAAUUCUACAGUUUGCAAUGUUUAACAAAACAAUGGCCAGAUUAUGGGUCCAUCCCCAAGAUGUUAACUGAGUUUACAAUUAGCUAAUUAGGACAUGCUCUGUUUUUCAGCUCCUGGCCCUGGCAAAGCUCCUGACAAGUUUUUCUGCUGGAAUAUGUAUCAUGGAACAAUAGCAAUGUUAAUUGUCUGGGAAAACAGGAGGUUAUUCUGUAGUGGAAAGUGUUACUGCCACCACCCUCUUUAGAAUUGAGUGUUUCUGUUAAAUGGUCUUCAUUGUCAAUUUGUUCUUGUAGCAUAUGGAAGAAUGCAGGAUGUCUAAUUUCUUAUUACUAAGUAAUUUAUUUUUAAAAUAUCUAAGUAUCUUAUCCCCUAUACUUACUUCUACAUUCACAUUCUAGUGGAAGACCUUGGUAAAAUCAAAUAUCAGUGUGGGUAUAUCUGUAAUAUAUUUUACUCUCUUAUUGACAGCAACCAGGAAUUUUUUAAACUGCAGAGCAACUUUUCAAAAUGUGAACACUUUCUCUGUUUACCAAUCCUUGGCCAGCUCUGAGCUAUAUCACCAAUAGGUUGAACGGCAUAUAAUAUGGGUCAUUCUGUCCUUUGUAGAUCAAGAUGUUCUGUAUAUCAUGCCUUUAAGGAUGGACUUUUGGCUGUUUCCUAAUGAAAAAUGUAGAUAAGGGUGGUUAUUUAGAGUUUAUAACCCUAUUGCCAGCACCUUGUAUUAUGUUGUCAUUCUGCUAAAGAUCACAAGUCUGGUUUGAUCCCUAGAGACUAGACUGCCUUAGGCUGAUUCUGUUUCCUAGCUUGCAAAAAAGUGACUUGUACUCAAAUUAAAAUGUUGAAAUCCAAAUCCUAAACUUAAAAUGAGUUAACUUUAAACAUUUCCAAAAACAUUUCAGUGAUCUUAUGGUAUCUUAAAUCCUAGUACCCAGAAUUACCUUUGUUUUCAGGUUACUUGCCCUGUGGGUUAGACUCUUCUUUCUAGUCAUUCUUUUGCUAUGAGGUUGUGGACUUGGGCAGCUAGAAGCUGGACGUGUCAUCAGCUGCGAUUUGGAAGCUGUGGGUCGAGCAAGUCUUCAAGUGAAGAUGAGUUUUGCAUGUGUUAAAUUUUAGGUGUCUACUUGAUAUCCAGGUGGAGCUGUUGAGGUAGUUACAGUGCACAUUUGUGUCUAGAGUGCAGGAGGGGUUCUAGACUGGAGAUAGAAAUCUGGGAGUUAGUGUUUGGACAAUGUCUUGGGAGCCACAGGGGUAGAUGAGAGCACCAUGGAGUAAGUGCACAUGGAGGAAAAAAGAGGACUCGGCAAACGAGGGACAAAGAGAAGGUGUCCUAAAGCAACUUCUAAGAUUAGGCACAUUUAGUAAUGGGAGGGUAGGCUGGGGUCCAGUAUUCUAGGAUUCUUGGGCCUUGACAGUGAAGAUGUGAGAUGAUAUAUAAAGCUUUAUCUUGGGCAGUGUUUGCAAAACAAAGCCCAGACCAGGAUGUUUCUGCCAAACUAAAUCAUUUGGUCCUUAUAAAGGUAAUGCUGCUGGUCAAAAAAAAUCAAAGUGGAACAGAAGGGUAUAAAUGAGAAGUAAAAUUUGAGGGGGUGGGGAGUGAACAUUUUCUCCCCCAGCUCACCUCCCAAGGUUAUCCAAAGUUUCUUGUAUAUCCUUCCUAAAAUGCUCU